AUGGCUAUGAAGAAGAUGAUGGGCCACGUGUUGUGCUUACUGCCGUUUUUCCUGUACUGCGUAUGUGGAAGUGUGAUGGCUAGUUAUGAUAUUAUGCAUCCUCCAUUUCCUGGUGGUCCUGGUGGGAUUCUUCAGCCUGCUGUGCCUGGUGGUGGUAUUCUUCCUAAACCUGUAGGACCUCCCAUUGGUGGAAUUCCUGGAGGUGUUAAUCCUCUUCAUCCUCGUCCUCCUCCUGGUGGUGUUCUUCCUGGUGGUUCUCAUGGUGUUGGUAGAUCUCCUCUUCAGUCUCCUGUUGGUCCUCUUGCCGCACAACAUGGGCCUCACUCGACCUUUGCUGCUCAUCGAGAUCCAUGUGCUAAUCCUGGUGUGUCUUGUCCUGGUGGUGUUCCUGGUAUGGUUGGUCCUGUUCCUGGUGCUAAUGGUUUCCCAAAGACAAUUCCACCUCAGUUACUUCCUCAGCAUAAACCUGGUCCUGCAGUUAAACCUGCUGUUCCUGGUCCCGCUCGUCCUGCUGGUCUUGCCGGUUCUCAUGAUUCUUAUGGUAUGCCUCUUUCACCUCAACUUAAUGGUGGUAAUAUUCUGCCAGGAGUUGGUGCUGGUCAACGUGUUGUGCCUCCUGUAUCUAAUAAGCAUGAGAAACAUCCUGACGAAUCCAAGGGUAUUACUAAAGGUGAUAAUGGUAAUGUUGUUACUGAGAAGAAAGAGGACAAGAUGGCAAAAGUGGUGGAAGGAGAAUUGGGUGAAAGUUCACAAGGUCAUGGUCGUGGGAAUAAACGUCAACUAGAAACUGUCCUAUCUCCUGUUUCUCCUGUAAAAGGUGUUAGUAUCAGUCAGCCUAGUGAUGACAGGGCACAGAAAAAGGAAAUAGAUUCUUCUGACAGCAACCACAAAGGUGGAUCAGGUGUGAUUGGAACUAAAGGGCAACAAGAACAGAUAAAGGAAACCACACAAGGUCAUCAACAAGAUAAUCACAAUACAGAAACAAAUGUCGCAGGAAGAGCAAGUACAGAAUCCCACGUUACUGCUGACUCAAAACCACAUUCUACUACAGAUGCAUCACCUAGUGAAAUAACUCAAUCUGGUCUAUCUACUGAUGAUUCAAACACACUAAAUAACACGGGUACAGAUCCUAACAGUACCACUGAUAAUGUGACAACUACAGAGAACGAAUCAACAAAUGGUGUGGCUACUGUGGGUGUAUCAGCAGAAGGGAACACCACAGCGAACACGACCUCUGUCACUCUCAAUACCACCAGUAACGAGGUAUCAACUUCACCUACCACCAACACCACCACCAAUACAAUUCCUCCUAUCCCUGCAAUCAGCAAUAACACCAUAAUGCCAAAUUUAAGGGGUGAUGCAGACAGCAGCAGCAGUAUCAGCAGUUCUGUGUGGGUGCGUGUGCCACUACUGAUUGUGGUUACACUGGCCUGUAUUCUUGUGUGUUGA
This is a messenger RNA of Trypanosoma theileri, 1449 nucleotides long. RefSeq lists its product as uncharacterized. The record is from RefSeq and is a predicted model, not a curated record. NCBI's taxonomy places the organism in Eukaryota, Euglenozoa, Kinetoplastea, Trypanosomatida, Trypanosomatidae. The coding region runs from base 1 to 1449 and encodes 482 amino acids. The transcript has a single exon.